Trypanosoma rangeli is the source of this 669-nucleotide messenger RNA. Its product is annotated as vesicle-associated membrane protein (VAMP). The record is from RefSeq and is a predicted model, not a curated record. Bases 1 to 669 code for a protein of 222 amino acids. Lineage: Eukaryota; Euglenozoa; Kinetoplastea; Trypanosomatida; Trypanosomatidae. Gene Ontology annotation, biological process: vesicle-mediated transport. Gene Ontology annotation, cellular component: membrane. The transcript has a single exon.
AUGGUUAUUAUAUCGUCUUUUGUUGCUUUUCAGCGCAUUGUGGUUACGGAGGAUCAUGUCACUUCUCCGAUGCGGCCAGUGAUUGAUGCGAUGUUGGAACGUCUUCCAAGGCACGAUGCAAAGGUGAGCUACCAGUAUGAGGCGAACGUUUACCAUUUUCUUGUUGAGAAUGAGGUUGUGUAUUGUUGCGUCUCAGGCAUUCAAUAUGAAAAUCGUACUGUAUUUGGUUUUUUGAUGCAGGUUCGCGAUUUAUUUAAAACCUGUUUUGCCGGAAGCGCGAGUAGAUAUCCUCGUUCUUCUGAGAUUACACCCGCUAUUUGCGGAAAAUUCCGUACUUCUCUUGCUACUUUGACACGUACAUUCAACGUAAACCCUCAAGCAGACAAGAUCGGGAAAAUAAAUGAGCAACUUGAUAGUACCAAAGAAGUUAUGUUGGAGAAUCUUGAUAAAUUGAUUGAUCGGGGCGACCGUAUUGAAAGCUUAUGUGAUAAAACAGAGCAGCUGCGAGAUGAGGCGCAAGGGUUUCAUUCAAAUGCCCGGGCCUUAAAGAGGAUAAUGCUACUGAGGAACAUCAAGCUUGCAAUUGCUCUCUUUCUUGUACUGGGUCUUGUUGGCAUAAUUAUCGCUUUUAUGGUUUGCGGAGUGGAUUUCAAGAAGUGCAAAAAGUAG